GCCCCAUGUUCUAUUUUUCUAGUACUCCUUUGUGUGUAUUUCAUAGCUUAGGUAAGUAGUCUUCUGUGCUUUCAGAUUUAGGUAAUUUCCCAGAUCUUCAGUUAAAAUUGUGUCAUAAUAAUUCUGUUAUCUAUACCCAUGUUCUUAUGAGUGCACACACACACACACACACACACACACACACACACACAUACUUGUGGUGUUAGAAGUAUGUCUUUAGAAUUGUUACUUGUGGAUUGAAGGGGAAAUAUGUAUAUUAACACAAAUUUCUCAUCACAAGCAGUAUGUAAGUUUUUAAUAGAUUCCAAGCAAUCUGUUAGAAUAUUUGUUUUCUUCAGUGUUUUAUCAACAGGGCAUAUGGUCAAGUUCUGAACAUUGGUCAGUGUAACAUGUGAGAAACACUAUUUUAUUGAAAUUCUGAUGUAUAUUUCUCUUAUUAGUGAAAAUAAGUGUAUUUUUACAUGUUUAAUAACUGUCUUGCUUUUUAUUUUUAAAGGAAAAACCCUGUUGGCAUGGUUAGUUAUUGUUCACUGAACAAAAUAAAUAUUGUAGACUACUAUAAAAAAAACCCAGAGUAAGAGAACAUCUAAGGGGCAAUCAAAAGGUUAAGGGAGCAGACAGUGACAGACUAGCUUGAAAACGUUGUAACAUUUUCACCAUAGAAAUAGUCUACUUUUCAAAUAACAGUGUUUGUCAUAGAAGUCUAUGCACCAAGAAGCAGUUUUGAGUGAAGGUAAAUUAAAUUCUAUUUUUUUAAAAGAAAAAACCAUAUUAGCAUCAACAACUUGUUUCUGUUACAAAAUACCACUUGAUGGUUUUUCUUCCCUAGUUUAAAAUUAGAAAGGAAAGGAGCUACGUUCUCAGAGUGUACCACGGUUAUAUCGUCAUGUCACAGUCACCGAACUCAAGGGUGUGUGAUGGUCUGCAGAAAGGCUGCGUGACUCUAGUAUCUGUUCUUUCACAUCUGAGAGGAGUUUGCUGUGAUCAGCAGUCUCUACCAACUUUAGGCUACCUCCAGGCUAAGAGAUUGCAAAUGAUGGGAGGCUAACCAAUCUAGGAAGUUGCCUUCUUUUAGACAGUGAAUUAAGAAAUGUUUCUAGACAUUCUUUCAAAAUAGUCACUGAAAGAAACUGAGGUUUCUUUCCUCCUUUUCUGGUAAUGUUAAAAGGGACAACAGGAGGUGGCCAUAAGGCUCUUAAAAUUUUCUUUGCCAGCUUUAUUUCCAGUAGUAGCUAUUUCUUUGGGGCUUCUUUAUUUUCAGAGGCAUUAUCAGGUGUAUGCAACCGAAUCAGCUUUCUCCAAUUGCAUAUCAUAUGUACUUUGUUCAUCCUGUAGUACUCCACCAAUAGCAAGUUCCAACACAUUGUCAUACCUUGAAAGCAGUUUUCUAUUACUGAAGUAGGCACUCUGUUCCAGGGAGAUUUUGUGCUACCUCCUGCUUAGCUUGGAAUACCAAUAUCUCUUGGUGAGCCAUCAAGCUUUGGAUAGACCCAGACACCUUGUCAUAUAACCUUAGGGCCUGUAUGAAGGAAGUUGAAAUGGAAGGUCUAAAAUUGAAAAGUAAAUGGAUGGAAAAUCUGAUGCAUCUGGACAUGGCAGAGUAUAGAUAAGGUGAAGAAACGGCUGUACAAAGAAGUUAAAUAGCUAUCCCAAAGGUCAUAGGAUGUCAUAUUUGAAGACAAGCAUGGAGGAUGAGGACUCAUCUAAAAGAAAUGAAAAUGAUUCAUAUGCAGACUCUCAGUGCCCAAAUGUGGGAUUUUUUCACAAGGAUCAUAUGCAGAAAUCUAAGAUCUGUGACACUUGUGACUGGGUAGAGAAGCAGUUGGAAAGGCCUAAAUGGAAAAUACUAAAGGAAGGCAAAAGUAGCAUCAGAGAAAUGAUUGACAAACAAACAAACACAGGAAAUAUAAAAAUAAAAAUAGAGCAGGAUGAUGAGACAGCUGAGAAAAGUUUCUACCCGAGUACAAACACAGUGCCUCAGACCACCCCCACAGAACCAGAACGUACUAACCAAGGCGGGCUCACAGAGAACAUCAGUGGGAACGCACACCCUACUCCUACUGCUGAUCAGAGGUCACAUACGUGUGAUGAGUGUGGGAAAUCCUUCAAGUACAAUUCUCGUCUUGUUCAACAUAAAAUUAUGCACACUGGAGAAAAGCGCUUCGAGUGUGAUGACUGCAGGGGAACUUUUCGAAGUAGCUCCAGUCUUCGAGUCCACAAGCGCAUCCAUACUGGGGAAAAGCCCUAUAAGUGUGAUGAGUGUGGCAGAGCCUACAUGUCCUACUCUAGCCUUAUAAACCACAAAAGCACUCAUUCUGGGGAGAAGAACUGCAAAUGUGACGAAUGUGGAAAAUCCUUCAAUUAUAGUUCUGUUCUGGACCAGCAUAAAAGGAUCCACACCGGAGAGAAGCCCUAUGAAUGUGGUGAGUGUGGAAAGGCCUUCAGGAACAGUUCUGGUUUGAGAGUCCACAAAAGGAUCCACACAGGGGAGAAGCCCUAUGAAUGUGAUAUCUGUGGGAAAACCUUCAGUAAUAGUUCUGGCCUGAGGGUCCACAAAAGGAUCCAUACAGGUGAGAAACCCUAUGAAUGUGAUGAAUGUGGGAAAGCAUUCAUUACUUGCAGAACACUUCUAAAUCAUAAAAGCAUCCACUUUGGUGAUAAACCUUAUAAAUGUGAUGAGUGUGAGAAAUCUUUUAAUUAUAGCUCUCUCCUCAUUCAGCAUAAAGUCAUCCAUACUGGUGAGAAACCUUAUGAAUGUGAUGAAUGUGGGAAGGCCUUCAGGAACAGCUCAGGCCUCAUAGUGCAUAAAAGGAUCCACACAGGAGAGAAACCUUACAAGUGUGAUAUCUGUGGCAAAGCAUUCAGCUAUAGUUCAGGCCUUGCAGUCCAUAAAAGCAUUCAUCCUGGAAAGAAAGCCCAUGAAUGUAAAGACUGUGGCAAGUCCUUUAGUUAUAACUCACUUCUUCUUCAGCAUAAGACCCUUCAUACUGGAGAAAGACCUUAUGUAUGUGAUGUGUGUGGCAAAACGUUCAGGAACAAUUCAGGUCUCAAAGUCCAUCGGAGACUCCAUACUGGGGAAAAACCGUAUAAGUGUGAUGUAUGUGGGAAGGCCUAUAUCUCACGCUCAAGCCUUAAAAAUCACAAAGGAAUCCACAUGGGGGAGAAGCCCUAUAAAUGCAGCUAUUGUGAGAAAUCUUUCAACUACAGUUCUGCCCUUGAACAACAUAAAAGGAUUCAUACAAAGGAGAAGCCCUUUGGGUGUGAUGAGUGUGGAAAAGCCUUCAGAAACAAUUCAGGCCUUAAAGUACAUAAGCGGGUUCACACAGGGGAGAGACCUUACAAAUGUGAAGAAUGUGGAAAAGCCUACAUCUCACUCUCAAGCCUUAUAAAUCAUAAAAGUGUACACCCUGGGGAAAAGCCCUUUAAGUGUGAUGAGUGUGAGAAAGCCUUCAUCACAUACAGAACACUUCUAAACCACAAAAAAAUUCAUCUUGGAGAAAAGCCCUAUAAAUGCGAUGUUUGUGAGAAAUCUUUUAAUUACACCUCACUCCUUUCUCAACACAAAAGAGUUCAUACUAGAGAGAAACCCUUUGAAUGUGACAGGUGUGAGAAGGUCUUCAGAAACAACUCAAGCCUUAAAGUACAUAAAAGAAUACACACUGGGGAGAAGCCCUAUGAGUGUGACAUAUGUGGAAAAGCCUACAUCUCACAUUCAAGCCUUAUUAACCAUAAAAGUACACACCCUGGCAAGACAUCCUAUACAUGUGAUGAAUGUGGAAAAGCAUUUUUCUCAAGCAGAACUCUUAUAAGCCAUAAGAGAGUCCAUCUUGGGGAAAAACCUUUCAAGUGUGUUGAGUGUGGGAAGUCGUUCAGCUACAGCUCACUUCUUUCCCAACACAAGAGGAUCCACACAGGGGAGAAACCUUAUGUAUGUGAUUGGUGUGGGAAGGCAUUCAGGAACAGCUCAGGCCUCACAGUACACAAAAGGAUCCAUACAGGGGAAAAACCCUAUGGGUGUGAUGAAUGUGAAAAGGCAUACAUUUCACACUCAAGUCUUAUUAAUCAUAAAAGUGUCCACCGUGGAAAGCAGCCCUAUAAUUGUGAGUGUGGGAAAUCUUUCAAUUACAGAUCUGUCCUUGACCAACAUAAAAGAAUCCACACUGGAAAAAAGCCAUAUCGAUGUAAUGAUUGUGGGAAGGCAUUUAAUAUCGGGUCAAACCUUACCAAGCACAAAAGAAUCCAUACAGGAGAGGAAUCUUUAAAUAUGGCAAAUAUGGAAAAUCAUAGUGGCACAUUCCAGAAGAGGAUCUAUUAUGAGGGAGGGAAUUCUCUGGAUGGGACCAGAAUGCAGAUGCCUAUGUGGGAGGCAGAGCAUGCCAAGUCUCAAAGAAAUCAAAUAGAAGAAAAACUUUAUGAAUAUAAGAAUUUUUGAGGUCCUUAGUCAUGGCUUAUAAUUUUCAUAGUGUGAGUGAAAGAAUUCUAAGUGCUCAUGAACAAUUCUACGUGACUCAGUUAUAGCAAGAACAGUUUUAGUGUCAAAAUAGUUGAACCCUUUAGGACUAUAAAAUACCACUGGAUAUAAAGCCUUUAAAAGUGAUGGAACAUUUUAAAAAUGUAGCCUGGCCAUAAAACAUAAAGGUAAGGGUCUUUAGUGAGAAAUCAUAUUCACCACCACAAAGAUCCUAUUUGGAUAAAUAAGUGAAGAAGAAUGUAUAAAGUCGGUAUAAUUUUGAGCUCUAUACUUCGGUCAGUGGAAAAAAAGAUCCAAGAAGGGCCUCCAACAGGCAAAUUCAGGGAGAGGAUGGUUUCAGGGAAUUAUCAGUUUAUUAGAGGGUCAUGAAUUACAGACUUAACAGUAAUGGUUUGUGGUAGGAAGAUCACAACUUCUGAAACAAUUUAGAUGUCCUAGGAAAAGAAAAGCAUAAUCUGUGACAUAAUUACUUUAAAUGCAUAUUAGUUGAAAUAUACUAUUAAUUGAACUGGUAAGACUAGAGUUUCAAAUGAACUCCCUUAAUAGGUAAUAUAUAUGAUAAAUGAAAACCUGGAAGGUGACAUUCACAUAUACUGAGAGAAUGGAAAAGAUUUCAGUAUCUUCAGUUAAGUAAUGGAACACAUCUUCAACAUGAAUUUGCACCUUACAGAAAAAAUUCAGGGACUCUUAUGAAUAAAAAAAAAGUUUCAAAGGAAGGCUUUUUAUUACAAGAGCUAAAUAAGUACCAGUAAUUAAGAAGAAAUUCAUGUUUUAAAGACAAUACUUUGUUUUAGAAAGCGUUGUAAAAAUGUUAUCUAUGACAUACAUGUGUAUAUUGUCUGCUGUAAAAUAUCAGUAUGUUCAAAACUUACUUUGCCAUAAAGGCCAAAUAGUUAUGUCAAGGUAAGGGGGAAAAAAACAAUAAAUGCCUCAAAUGUAAAUAGGCUGUGAUUUAUUUUAGAUGGAC
Molecule: messenger RNA, 5438 nt
Organism: Mus pahari (shrew mouse)
Lineage: Eukaryota; Metazoa; Chordata; Mammalia; Rodentia; Muridae
Gene: Zfp62
Product: ZFP62 zinc finger protein
Exons: 4
Coding region: 1664-4432 (922 amino acids)
Source: RefSeq, a predicted model, not a curated record